This is a messenger RNA of Aspergillus caelatus, 732 nucleotides long. Its product is annotated as PaaI family thioesterase. The record is from RefSeq and is a predicted model, not a curated record. Lineage: Eukaryota; Fungi; Ascomycota; Eurotiomycetes; Eurotiales; Aspergillaceae. The transcript has 2 exons. Bases 1 to 732 code for a protein of 243 amino acids.
AUGAUUGGUAAGCAAUCGCACAAAGGAAAUUUGCCAAACAAGAUGAGGGCUUCUGGCGCGAAGGGUGGGAGAUUGGACAAUCUCCAGCAGUUCCUUGAGACACACCCCACAUCUAUUCAAGCCCUAGACCAUUUUGCUGCCAUUCCAUGGAUCAACAAGUUCCUGACCAACCCAGCCUACAAGGCAAUUCCAACAUAUGGUCGUGUUCGAAAAUCAGACAACACUGAGGACUGGUUCUUUGCCCAAACCACCAACAGCCCAACCACAAUCCCACACUUCCUGACAUUGCAACGAAAAGAUUUCUGUCCGCUACCAGAAAGUCCAAGGGGGACAAUAUCUCUCAGCGCAGGCCCGCGGACGACACCGUACCGCGCCCCAGAAUACCCAGAUUGUAUUACGUUCCUUGACUUAGGGUCUCCCGGGCUGGACGGACACUCUGGGAUACUCCAUGGUGGGAUGGCCGGAGCUAUUUUGGACGAGACUUUGGGUCUCACGGUCUCACUACACUUGGCCUCGCAUCCUAAACGCGGGUUGUCAGGGAUGACUGCAAGUUUACAUGUUACCUACCGGGCACCGGUGUUGACACCGAGCACUGUGGUUGUUCGCACCUGGGUUGAGGUACGUGAGGGGCGCAAGUGGGUGUGUAGAGGGCAGAUUGUGGAUGGGGAUGAUGUGGUUCUGACGGAGGGAGAGGCUCUGUUCGUCACUGGAGUGCAGAGUGCUACCUUGUAA